UUGACAAUACACCACCUAGCCAACCAGCGAGCAGCUCCGCAGGGAUACGAGCAUAUGACCACGCCCCUUCAGUGUUUAGGUUUCGUUUGAUGGCGAGGAGAGUUUGCUGGGAGUCUCUGACAUUAAGACUGCUUUUGUGUUUGCUUCAUUUCGAUCGGUCCUUCUGGGUUGUUUCCUAAUGACGGCAUAGUAACUAGUCAUGGUGGUGAAUUCGAUGCACUGGUUUCGCAAAGGUCUGCGUUUGCACGAUAAUCCGGCGCUGCAGGAGGCCCUCAAUGGAGCGGAUACAGUGCGCUGUGUUUAUAUCCUGGACCCUUGGUUUGCUGGCGCCUCUGACGUAGGAAUCAACCGAUGGAGGUUUCUGCUGGAGGCUCUGGAGGACCUGGACAACAGUCUGAAGAAGUUCCACUCCAGAUUGUUUGUAGUCAGAGGGCAGCCUACUGAUGUUUUCCCAAGGCUUUUCAAGGAAUGGAAAGUGACCAGGUUAACAUUUGAAUAUGAUCCGGAACCUUAUGGGAAGGAUAGGGAUGGCGCCAUCAUCAAGGUUGCGCAAGAGUUUGGAGUGGAGACUGUUGUUAGAAAUUCGCACACACUCUUCAACCUGGAUAGGAUAAUCGAGAUGAACAACAACAGUGCUCCUCUAACCUUUAAGCGGUUUCAGACCAUUGUGAGCAGGCUGGAGUUGCCCAGGAGACCCUUGCCUCCUGUCACAUACCAGCAGAUGGACAAAUGUCGCACUAAAAUGGCUGACAACCAUGACCAGCUGUACAGUAUACCUUCACUGGAAGAACUGGGUUUCAGGACGGAGGGUUUACUGCCGGCUGUGUGGCAGGGAGGAGAGUCUGAGGCCUUGGACCGACUCAACAAACAUCUGGACAAGAAGGUAUGGGUGGCCAACUUUGAGCACUCUCGGCGCAACACGUGCUCUCUGUAUGCCAGUCCCACUGGCCUCAGCCCCUACCUGCGCUUCGGCUGUCUGUCCUGUAGGGUGUUGUACUACAACCUCCGAGAACUCUACAUGAAGCUCCGUAAGCGUUGCAAUCCUCCUCUGUCCCUUUUUGGCCAGUUGUUAUGGAGGGAGUUCUUCUACACCGCUGCCACCAACAACCCAAACUUUGACCGCAUGGAGGGAAACCCCAUCUGUGUCCAGAUCCCAUGGGACCAGAAUCCAGAGGCAUUGGCCAAGUGGGCUGAGGGUCGGACUGGUUUUCCCUGGAUCGAUGCCAUUAUGACCCAACUAAGACAGGAGGGCUGGAUCCACCACCUAGCCCGACAUGCCGUGGCCUGCUUCCUCACCAGAGGAGACCUGUGGAUCACCUGGGAGAGUGGCAUGAAGGUGUUUGAGGAGCUGCUGCUGGAUGCAGACUGGAGUGUAAAUGCUGGCAGCUGGAUGUGGCUAUCCUGCAGUGCCUUCUUCCAGCAGUUCUUCCACUGCUACUGUCCUGUUGGCUUUGGAAGGAGAACCGACCCAUCAGGAGACUAUAUCAGGCGUUAUAUCCCCACCUUAAAGGACUACCCAAACCGGUACAUCUACGAGCCGUGGAAUGCGCCAGAGUCGGUCCAGAAGGCAGCCAACUGCGUGGUGGGGGUGGAUUACCCCAAACCUAUGAUCAACCAUGCAGAGGGCAGUAGGCUCAACAUCGAGAGGAUGAAACAAGUUUACCAGCAACUCUCCCAUUACAGAGGACUCAGUCUACUAGCAUCAGUACCAACAAUCCAGGAGGAGGCAGAGCCACCAAUGACCGAUGAGUCCCAGAGCAGCAGUGGCCCUGACUCUCCUCUCAGAGGUCCUGCUGACACUAAGGCGGCACCUGAUUCAUCUACACUCUGCGCAUCCUUUACCUCUGCCCCGUCAGACCUAGAGGACGGUCACCCAUCCCAGACACCCUGUACCUCCUCAGGUUUACACACAUGGUCCUCUGCAGCCAUAACAUGUACAUCAGCCAGCCACCCUCCACGCACAGCAGCUUCUCUUUCCCCAGCCACAACACCAGCCCAGAGACCACUGUCAAGGUCCAAACCCACCUCUCCUCCCUCUCCAUGUCCCACCUUGUUCCCGUCCCCCGGUCCAGCCACAAUGCCAACUCAGACCUGUGCUCUUGGACCAAGGAGGAAGGGCCUCGCCCGCAAGAUGCGGCGCAGCCAGAGGCAGCGGGGGCGACCGAGUAGCACCCCAUUUGCCACGGAGGGAGAGAGGAGAACAGAGGAGGAGAGGAUGGAGGAGGACGUUGAGCAGGAUGAGGAGCAAAUGGAAGAGGAGACUUCUGGAGAAACAGCAGGACGUCAGCAGUAAUACAAGGUAGAGUUUAAGAAACAUCCUUGCUGGACAACUGGGCACACAAAGGCACAAUAUAGCAGCACAGGUGGAGGCAGUACAGAAGCAUUUAACCCACAUUUUCUCCAAAAGAAAUGGAAAUAUUGCCUAGACAAUCUUUUAAAUAAGCUCAUUAAUGGCUCAUUUUGGUAUAUUAGAACAGAACAAAAUCAUUCUUGUUUAAUAAAGGAGGUCAUAACCCUAAAAGAUAUUUAAGAUGGCACUCUGAGAUAUAUGCACGCACACACACACACAGCUUCUAAGGAACAACAUAAUAUACUGCAAAUAUUACACAUCAUUUCCAUAUUGAACCCACCAAUUACAGUGUGGCCAUCAGUAGCAGGCUUCUACUGUCCUCUUCUUAGAAACGAGAUGAAGCGUCACCCUUCUCUACACCUGACUCUACGUGCUCUGUGAAACACGAGUAAUGCAAGCACUGUAUUCUGACAUUUUCAGAAAUAUUUUUGUAUAAUUAUGAGAUUUAAUAAAUUGUGGGUAACAGCGUUGUUGUAACAACAGAGUCCCAGCGUGACGGCCUAAACCAGACCAUUCUGGCUACUGGCCAGGACAAAAACAGAUUUCUUAUUUAGAGGCAAAACCUCACAUUUAAUGACCUUGACUUCAUUUUAUGUUGUAGUUCCCUCCAGUGUACAAUUGUUGACAUUUUGGGUCCAUUUUAAGGAAACCUGACACUUUGUAAUCAAGCAUAAAUGAUAAAAAUCCUGUCUGUUUUGGAGGGUCACACAUCCAUGAAGGUAGAGCAAAUGGCUGAUUGAAAUUAUGUAAAUAAUGAGACUAAUGAAUGUAGACAUUGUAGAUGUGGCACAAGAUCAUUAUGCCAUGUCUGAGAGUGAGAACUUUUGCAUUGGCCCUAUUUAACCCUAUAUAACCCUCUGGCAGUUGAAAAUGCUUCUUGUGUGAAAUAGAUGUAGAGAAAGAAUUGUUUUGUUGUUCUCCUCACAUAUUUAUCAGAGUUUGUAUAUAAAAUAUGUAAAACGCUAACAUGCCUGUUUUUAUUAAUGGACUGAUGAUGAGGGUUUCACAAAGACUUGUACUUUGUGCCUAGAGGUUUCUUACCAAAAUCAUCCACUAGAGGGUAGUAGAUGUAACAAAUUCUGCACAAUCUCAGCAAACUGUUGAGAUUAAACAGUUUGUAAAUUUACUCAGGCUGCAACUAAAGAGUAUUUUCAUAAUCCUUUAACCUGUCUUUUAUUUUCUGGAUUAAUCAACUUGUAAUUAUUCUGUAAAAUGUAACAAAACAAUGGGGUCUGUCCACAAUCAUGUUUCAGGGUCCAAGGUGUCAUUACAUUUGUUCACUUUUUUCAGCCACAACAGUCCAAAAAAAA
This is a messenger RNA of Monopterus albus (swamp eel), 3660 nucleotides long. RefSeq names its product cryptochrome-2-like. Lineage: Eukaryota; Metazoa; Chordata; Actinopteri; Synbranchiformes; Synbranchidae. Gene Ontology annotation, cellular component: nucleus; cytoplasm. Gene Ontology annotation, biological process: entrainment of circadian clock by photoperiod; negative regulation of DNA-templated transcription; circadian regulation of gene expression. The coding region runs from base 200 to 2293 and encodes 697 amino acids. Gene Ontology annotation, molecular function: DNA binding; FAD binding. The transcript is spliced from 13 exons. The record is from RefSeq and is a predicted model, not a curated record.